This is a messenger RNA of Xiphophorus hellerii (green swordtail), 677 nucleotides long. RefSeq names its product mitochondrial ribosomal protein S28 (gene mrps28). Bases 53 to 604 code for a protein of 183 amino acids. The record is from RefSeq and is a predicted model, not a curated record. The transcript is spliced from 2 exons. NCBI's taxonomy places the organism in Eukaryota, Metazoa, Chordata, Actinopteri, Cyprinodontiformes, Poeciliidae. Gene Ontology annotation, cellular component: mitochondrial small ribosomal subunit.
CCCAACAGGAAAGUCAAAGGGAACUCGUCUUCUUCCGGUAUUGGAGGACAACAUGGCAGCCUUGUGGAGACUUAGGUUCGGGUGCCGGUCCGCGUUCCGCUUCUCCUCGAGCGUUUCCGUCCGGGCCUGCUUCAGCACGGACAGUGAGGACGGAACCAGAGCCGGGGCCGGCUUCGCGGCAGCCUUUCAGCGGCAGGCGGAGCUCCAGCGGGAGGCAGAGACCUCCGCGCCCGAUCAGAGUGCCUCCAUCUCCGGCCAGGAGCAGACCUUCGCCUCGCUCUUCCAGGCAGUUCCGGUCAGAGACAAGGUUGUGGUUGGGAACAUCUUCCAUGUGGUCCGGGACGACCUGUACAUCGACUUCGGAGGGAAGUUUCACUGCGUCUGCCGGAGACCCGCGGCCGGAGGAGAGAGGCUGCAGCGGGGCUCCAGGGUCCGGCUGAGGGUCCUGGACCCGGAGCUCACCGCCCGGUUCCUGGGAGCCAAGACCGACACCACCCUGCUGGAGGCCCAGGCGGUCCUGCUGGGUCCGCUGGAGGGAAGGGAAGCCCAGGGGGGGCCAGAAGCGGGACCAAAAACAGUUCUGGUUCAGCGUCUGGACCGCUGAGUGAAUCAUUGCAAUAAUCUUUUAAAUCAAGUUUGUGUAAAAUGAUCAGAAUAAAUAUUUAUAAAGUAUUAAA